AUGGCGGCGGUCUAUGAGUCUUUAGCUAGCUGUCUUGGUCAAAGGUUUAUCAUUUUGGUGUUCUUUGCUCUGCAGUUUUUCUCCUGGUUUUUGAAGCUACAGACACAAAUGGAUCAGGGUGAAAGAGCUAAGCACAUGAAAACCAGAGACCAUCUCAAUUGUUAUCAGGAGCAAUGUGAUGCUAUUCUGAAUGACGUGAAUGCUGCUCUAGAACACCUGGACUCUCUGCAGAAGCAGUACCUCUUUGUGUCCAACAAGACAGGAACCCUCCAUGAGGCCUGUGAACAGCUCCUCAAAGAACAGUCAGAGCUGGUGGAUCUGGCUGAGAGCAUACAGCAGAAGCUUUCCUACAUCAACGAGUUGGAGAACAUCAACAGGUUCAUUCUCGCUCUGUCUCUGCGGAAAUUAAACUCACCCACACUGUCUGUAAACAGUGAAGGAUUUAUACCAAUGCUUUGGAAAUUGGAUGACUGCAUAGAGUAUGUUUCUUCCCAUCCAAACUUUAAGGACUACCCAGUGUAUCUCACAAAGUUCAAACAAUGUCUGUCUAAAGCCAUGCACUUCAUGAAGACUCACACUGUGAACACUAUGCAGAAUCUCACCGGCCAGUUAACAAAAAGGGAUCCAUUGGGUCUAGCUAACGCAGACAAUGCCUUCACAUUGUGCCAUGUCAAGUUCAGAGCUGCUGCACCCAAAGUCAGAACACUGAUUGAACAAAUAGAGCAGCGGUCAGAGAGAAUCCCUGAGUACCAUCAGCUGUUGGAGGAGAUCCACCAGUGCUACCUGGACCAGAGAGAGCAGCUCCUCAGGCCCGGCAUCACAGCCACCAUUACGGACCUGACCAGCCAAAACUACAAGGACCACUGUGCAUUAGUGCGUAGUGGCUGUGCCUUCAUGGUUCAUGUCUGUCAGGAUGAGCACCGGCUCUACGCUGAGUUCUUCUCCAAACCCACACCUAGACUACAUGGGCUGCUGGAGAAGCUGUGUCUGUCGCUGUAUGACGUCCUGCGACCGUUCAUCAUCCACGUUAUCCACCUGGAGACCCUGUCAGAACUCUGUGGCAUCCUAAAUAAUGAGAUGCUGGAUGACCACGUCCACAACAACACUGGUCAGCUGGGGGCGUUUGACGCUGGAGGACGAGAGGAGGACGUCCAGGAGAGGCUGGUCUACAGGACACACAUCUACAUCCAGACUGACAUCAUCGGAAACAACCCCGCCCCCGGAGACCUGGCCUAUCCUGAACAACUGGAGAUGAUGGAGAAAAUCGCCCAGAGCCUGAAGGAAGAGCAGAUUAAGCUAAUGGCCCACGAGUCCUCGUUCUCUGACGUGCAGCUUGAAUACCCAGAGGGCAGGAGAGCCAGUAGGAUAGACUCGUCCCGCUUGCAACCAUCCAUCUCUCCCGCUGACCUGCAUGGCAUGUGGUACCCCACAGUCAGACGGACGCUGGUCUGCUUAUCCAAGCUCUACAGGUGUAUAGAUAGAGCAGUCUUCCAGGGCUUAUCUCAAGAGGCUUUAUCUGGCUGCAUCCACUCCCUGCUCAAAGCCUCUGAUGUCAUCCUCAAGAACAAGACGCAGGUAGACGGUCAGCUGUUUCUGAUAAAACACCUGCUGAUCAUGAGGGAACAGAUCGCCCCAUUUCACACAGACUUUGCCAUCAAGGAGAUCUCUCUGGACCUGAAGAGAACCAGAGAUGCUGCCUUCAAAAUGAUGAACCCCAAAUCUGUACCUAGUUUCUUCAGACUCAACAGCCACAACGCCAUCCUAGAAUUUCUCUUAGAGGGAUCACCAGAGAUAAAAGAACACUACAUCGACUCGAAGAAGGACGUAGACCGCCACCUGAAGUUCAGCUGUGAGCAGUUCAUCCAGCAACAGAAUCAACUCUCUGUGGGGAAUCUGGAUGAGUUCCUCACCAAGGUGUCCGCUCUGAAAACCACGGUGAUCCAAGGAGGUCCUACCUACGGCCUCUCUCAACAACCUUGGGCUCAGCCAGCCAAGAUCAACGACAUAGUGAUGGCUACUUACCGGGUGAUGAAGAGCAAGCUGCCAAGCACGUUACAGAGCAUGUCCUUGUACCUGGCCAACAGAGACGCAGAGUUUAUCCUCUUCAAGCCUGUCCGGAACAACAUUCAGCAGGUGUUCCAGAGACUGCACACCUUGAUUCAGGAGGAAUACAGCGGCGAGGACCUUCAGAUCAUCGCUUGCCCUUCUAUGGACCAGAUGAACCUGCUGUUGUCUGUGAAUAAGUAGCCUGAAGGGGGGUUGGUCAGUAUCGAGCUCUGCCUGGUCUGGGCAGACAGCAGUGUUACUCCUGACCUGGCCAGACCAGGAGCCCUCGGUGGAGUGAGAGUCAAGGAAAAGUACCACUGGACAGGACUGUGCCAGUCUUUCGCCCUCGGGGCCCACCUAGGAAGACGGCAGGUGGCGCAAAAAUCCUACACAAGGCCAAAUAUACACUGACACACAACUGCUCUGAGCAUGUCGAGGUCCAGUCAGCCAGUUAGCCAUUCAGUCACUCAGUUGGUAGGUAGGAUCGUGGGAAAUGAAGAUUUUAUUUUUGCUACUGAUCUUGAAUCAACUUUUUUCAACUCAAAUUAAAGGUGGUUACGGUUGGACUAGGGCAGUGGUCACCAACCGGGCGAUCGACUCUGUCCCCUUUUCUCAGCGGAGAGAGGCAGAGAGUCGGGGACGUUGAGUCUGGUCAGAGGCAGCCUCACCUCCCCUCACCUCAGACUGAUGCAGGCCAUCAGUCCAGUAAAAAAAAAAGGAGUAUUAUGCUCAGUCAGCUGUUCCUCACAAGUAAUACAACAAAUGAUAUAUUACCAGUGUGAUCAUAUAGCUACAUUUUGUUAAUAUAACUUCAAAAUGGUCUGAGAACAACAUUGGCAGGGCAAUUCAAGCGUAGCCAAUAUCCAGUGAUAAUGUACUGGACCUAUAGCCUACUGCACAAACCUCAUUGCUACAGAAUUGGUUAAUGUUGCAUAGGUUUACGUUUUUUUAAGUGUAGUUCCCAAAACAAUCUGAGCGGUAGAUCACGGGUUGCAUUUUGAUUCAGUGAUCUUGACUCAGAAAAUGUUAUUAGCUACAG
Molecule: messenger RNA, 3085 nt
Organism: Coregonus clupeaformis (lake whitefish)
Lineage: Eukaryota; Metazoa; Chordata; Actinopteri; Salmoniformes; Salmonidae
Product: conserved oligomeric Golgi complex subunit 3
Exons: 23
Coding region: 1-2247 (748 amino acids)
Biological process (GO): intracellular protein transport; intra-Golgi vesicle-mediated transport; Golgi organization
Cellular component (GO): cis-Golgi network; membrane; COG complex
Source: RefSeq, a predicted model, not a curated record